AUGGUCUCAUUCAAGAUCCUCCUUGCCCUCCUCCCCAUGGCAUUGGCCAUGCCGUCUCUCCCUCCUGCUUUGAAGGAGCGCGAUUGCAUACCUCCCACAAACUGCGGCGGGCCUAUCGACGUUUGCGAAUUUUGCUGCUUCUCGGGCAUUAUUCCUAACAGCGCCAACUGCCACUCCCACGGCGAGACUUGCCCUGGCGGCACUGCUUACCACUGCGACGACGAACAUUAA
Messenger RNA from Colletotrichum truncatum, 231 nucleotides. RefSeq lists its product as uncharacterized. Lineage: Eukaryota; Fungi; Ascomycota; Sordariomycetes; Glomerellales; Glomerellaceae. The record is from RefSeq and is a predicted model, not a curated record.